This is a messenger RNA of Talaromyces rugulosus, 1827 nucleotides long. RefSeq lists its product as uncharacterized. The coding region runs from base 1 to 1827 and encodes 608 amino acids. Gene Ontology annotation, molecular function: protein serine/threonine phosphatase activity. NCBI's taxonomy places the organism in Eukaryota, Fungi, Ascomycota, Eurotiomycetes, Eurotiales, Trichocomaceae. The transcript is spliced from 3 exons. Gene Ontology annotation, biological process: protein dephosphorylation. The record is from RefSeq and is a predicted model, not a curated record.
AUGCGUCGUGCUGCUGUUCAGGCCUUCCGUACUGCCCGCUGUGCUCCGGUAUGGAAAGUCGGUGGUAGAAGAGCCGCUCGCGCCCACUUCUCCACGGGACAGGCUCUCGCUCUGCGGCCGUCCUCCAACAGGCGCCAUAAUUCCUUCAUUCCAGCGUCUUUGCAUUCGUCGAUGCACGUCCGAAACUUCUCGCUCGCCUUUAUCUCAACUCUGGUCGCCUCCGGAGCAUGGUACGCAUACAAAGGCACUCAGCAGUCGUCGAUCCUUAACGGUACAGUCGCCUCAGCUGCCAACUUCCAGUCGCGAGGAAUAGCCGACAUAUCAUCUGGAGCUGCAGGGCUAGCCUCUGAAGCUUCUGAAACCCCUGCUCGCCGCGCCCUACUGGUUGAAAAUGAUCAGUUUUACACUGCAGCACUGUCUGGUGACCAACCCCUUAAGAAACAGACCGACGACUCAGACCGACAAGUGCUAGAGAUGUUGACCCCCGAACAAGUUACUCAAAAACUACGGAAGAAUGAAGAGUCUUACCUAGUUGGGCGUGGCCAGGGUGUGGUUCGAUACGACCUUGUCCAGGUCCCAAGCAACUCACCCAUUGAAGACGACCACGCCGAGAAGAUCGUUGAGGUACCUCAGACUCUUUCGGGCACACAAGAUGGCACAAACAGCGACUGGAUGUUCUGGGGUGUUUUUGAUGGGCAUUCUGGCUGGACUACGUCUGCUAAGUUGCGCAAUGUUUUGAUUUCAUACGUCGCUCGAGAACUCAAUGCUACCUACAAAGCUGCCGCCACUGAUCCUUCUACCAAAAUGCCUUCUCCAGAGGCCAUCGACACAGCAAUUAAGCAGGGGUUUGUUCGUCUGGAUCAUGAUAUUGUGUAUGACAGCGUGGACAAGGUAAUGAAAGCCAACUCCCGCCGGACUGCGGCCGAAACAUUGGCACCUGCUUUGUCAGGAUCGUGUGCUUUGCUUGCUUUCUAUGACUCUAGCUCCCAGGACUUGCGUAUUGCUUGUGCAGGAGAUUCUCGAGCCGUGCUAGGUAGCCGAGGACCAAAUGGCAAAUGGACUGCGACACCGCUUUCUGAGGACCAGACUGGAGGCACACCUUCUGAGAUCAAACGUCUCCGACAAGAACACCCUGGUGAACCCCAUGUCACACGAAACGGGAGAAUUCUUGGUCAACUAGAACCCAGCCGCUCUUUCGGGGAUGCUUUCUACAAGUGGACCAGGGGAACGCAAGAUAAAAUCAAGAGUCGUUUCUUCGGACGCACGCCUCAUCCGAUGCUCAAGACCCCACCCUACGUGACUGCAGAACCCAUCAUCACGAAAACGAAAAUUGACCCUAAACAAGGUGACUUUGUUGUCUUGGCGACUGAUGGUUUGUGGGAAAUGCUGAGCAACGAGGAGGUUGUCGGUCUUGUCGGUCAGUGGAUUGAGAAUCAACGGUCUGGAGCUACAGCGGGAAACCGUUCGUGGUUACAGAGUUGGUUUUCAUCCCAGCCGAAGCAGCUGCCUGUUGAAAAGGGUAGUGAAACGACGGGCGAAGGUCAACGACCACCAAUCCGCCAGCAGCAGUACGAUAUUCCAGGAGCAGCGCAGCGAUUCGUGGUCGAAGAUAAGAAUGCUGCUACGCAUCUGGUGCGAAACGCCAUGGGAGGAAAGGAUAAGGAUAUGGUUUCUGCUCUAUUGACGUUACCUAGUCCUUACUCCAGGCGAUACCGUGACGAUAUUACAGUCGAGGUCAUUUUUUUCGGCGAGAGCACCGAUGAUCGCAGUGUUUCUGUCAACGAGGAAGCCAGCGCCGUGGCAGAACCUAGCAAACCCAAACUAUGA